AUGGCCACCACCAACGACGCUCACCCGCCGCCCGACCGCGCCAUGGCUCUGCACCCUACUGCCCACCAUGCAUCGCCGCUGCCCAGCGACCUCAAGCGCAAGCGCAGCCCUUCGCACGAGAUGCACCUGCCGCCCGCGCCGCUGCCCAAAACCGCCAAGCACAACCAUCUGCAAAUCAAUUACCUCGCCAGGCACCUCGACACCGACCUGCCGCUAAUCACCAACGACGACACCCUGCCCAACAUCCUCUCGCUGCUCAGCGACUACCAGGGCGUCCUCGACCGCCAUGAGAGCAUGGCUUGCAACCUCGGCGCAAGGCCGCUGGGUCCCAUCCUCAUCAAGCGCUUUGAGCGAUUAUUCGACGGCCCUCCGCGCGUCCUCAAGAGCCAUGGCAAGGACGGCACUACCGUGACGUGGCUCGACGUGGUCGAGUUUGCGCGCAACAAGCCAGAGCAGUUCCAGCUCGACCAGAUGAGCGAGGGCGUCCGGGUCUGCCAGUUCUACACCAAACAGUGUCGCGUGCAAAUCUCAGAGGAAGACUUUGUUUUGAUUUCGUCGGGCAUUCCCCAAAAAAUGAUUCCGCCCCAGCCCAUCAUUGAGGAUGAGGAGAAGGAGCUGGGCACCAUGGAGAUUCUCGAAAAGAACCUGAGCCAGAUAUGCUCUCUGGCCGACCAAGUGGCUGCCCGCACCAGGCAGCUCAACCACCGACUCAAAGGCCGUAAGCAGGCAAUCCUCGAUCGUAGAGCGACAGCAAGCCCCGCGCCCCAGAUACCGCGCCCCACGAGUCCCUCCAACGUCGCCCUCAUGAACGGCAACAGCUCCAACGUCCCAAACGCACCACACAGCCAGGGCCACGCCCAAGGGCACACUCAGCACACUCAGCACACGCAGCACACGCAGUCACCGGGAAGCAGCGGCUUUGUAGCAGUCAAUGCGCGCCCGCAUCACGAAUCCAAUGGGCACAACCACAAUCACGCCCACGCCCAUGGUCACGCCCAUAGCCAUGGCCAUAGUCACAGUCGCGGCCAUGGCUCCUCGUCGUCUACCCGCCACGAGCUGCUAUCCAAGUUUCACACCGUCAAUGACCGCCGCACGCCGUCGCAACCACCCACGGCCAAUGCCGAAGCGCGGAGACCGUCUGUGAGCAGCCAUACGGCCUCGCACCCUUCUACGCCUGCGGCAGUCCCACCCAGAGCGACUGCAAAGCCGGCCGAGGGCCCGCCAACACCCCAGCAGCCAGUUGCAAGACCCUCGCAUCCUCUGAACGAGUCGGAGCUGCAUACCAUGAUGAACUCGCCUGUUCCUAUACCCAACACGCCUUCCAACCUCCUCCCAGCUGCGAGCCAACGCGCUAGCCAGCAACCCGAGAAAGACGACGGAGGCCCCUUCAAGGUGGAAAUGGUGCACAGGAUGGAGAGUCUGGCCAAAGGCGAACGCAUCAUCCCGCCCUGCGACCGGUGCCGGAGACUGCACAUGGACUGCUUGAAGAACCUCACGGCGUGCAUGGGCUGUACCAAGAAGCACGCAAAGUGCUCGUGGAAAGAGGUGCGCGAGGGCGAGUUGCGCGGCGGCUACACGUAUCCUCCUGGAACGGCCAGCAAUGGGCAGAGUGAGACGAGCGAUCACGAAACAGGCGACCGCGCAAGCACCGCGAGUCCAUCGGCCAUGCAGAGUCCACCGCAUCACGGGCUUACGCCAUCACACGGCUCACACAGCAAUGGCCAGCAUACGCCUCAACACACGCCCCAGCACCAAGCAUCUCACGCGCAGCAUUCUGAGCCACACGCGCAGCCACCAGUGAAACACGAAGCGCCCAACGAAUCACGAAUACCCCCGUCUCGCAGUAGUCCACCAGAGCGCGAACGUGAGCGCGAGCGCGAGCGUGAACAUGAACGUGAACGCGAGCAUGAACGAAGCGUCGAGGCCCAGCUUCAGGAGGCCGCGCAAUCAGGCCUCGCACAUGCAAACGCAAGGCUGCCCGGAUCAGACGGCAAGCCUGCAGACUAUCCGAAUCAGACCAUGGUCGCUUAGGGAAAUAGCUGCCCACGGAGCGUUACAUCCGUAGCAUGGUAGUCUUGCUUUUUGAUUUCGUCUGGUUUCCCCAUCAACGACGUGUGGAUAACGGAGAAUGAUGAUCGGGUAUUUUGAGCCAUGGGAGAAAGAGUUCAGCAAGGGCUAUUUUUUGGAGACUUUUUUGUUUCCUGUACAUUUGUUCAUGAUACCAAAUUCCUAUUCUCGCCACCUGUACUUUUUUUGUCUCCUUCUUUUCUUAUUAUUUUUUCUUCACUUACAUGGUACGGCGUGUUGUUAUGGUUAUGUUGUGUGCAGUCUGUUUUUUUUUUCUGUGAAGCUUUUUGCUGUUGUGUCGUUGUGAGAGCGCCUGACGAACCUCGAGUACUGUCCAAGCGUCUCUCUCUCUCUCUCUCUCUCUCUCUCUUU
Molecule: messenger RNA, 2439 nt
Organism: Exserohilum turcica Et28A
Lineage: Eukaryota; Fungi; Ascomycota; Dothideomycetes; Pleosporales; Pleosporaceae
Exons: 2
Coding region: 1-2031 (676 amino acids)
Biological process (GO): regulation of DNA-templated transcription
Molecular function (GO): zinc ion binding; DNA-binding transcription factor activity, RNA polymerase II-specific
Source: RefSeq, a predicted model, not a curated record